UAAUGUAAACACGGAACGAAAAAGAGUUUUUUCGUUUCUAGUGAUAAUUCCAAAGUAUCUUCUUUUUCACCCAGAAACCGUUUAAUAUCGUUUGAUUUAAGUCGGCCCCCCUCGCACGCGCAAUGGCGCCCAAGAAGGUCGAGGAGCCGGAGCGGAAGCCCCUGAUUGGUCGCGUGGGCACCAAUCUGAAGGUGGGCAUCGUGGGCAUCCCCAACGUCGGCAAGUCCACCUUCUUCAACGUGCUGACCAAGAGCCAGGCGGCCGCCGAGAACUUCCCCUUCUGCACCAUCGACCCCAAUGAGAGUCGCGUACCAGUUCCGGAUGAAAGGUUCGACUAUCUGUGCGAAUACUUCAAGCCCGUCAGCAAGCAGCCGGCCUGGCUGAACGUGGUGGACAUCGCGGGACUGGUCAAGGGCGCCGCCGAGGGACAGGGACUGGGCAACGCCUUCCUGUCGCACAUCAAGGCGUGCGACGCGCUGUUCCACCUCUGCCGGGCCUUCGAGGACGACGACGUGACGCACGUGGAGGGCGAGGUGAACCCGGUGCGCGACCUGGAGAUCAUCAACGAGGAGCUGCGCCUCAAGGACCUCGAGUUCCUCAACUCCGCCGUCGAGAAGAUGGAGCGCAACGUGCUGCGCGGCACCGACAAGAAGCUCAAGACGGAAUACGAAACUCUUCAGAAAAUUCAGCACGUCCUUGAUGAGGAGAAACAACAUAUUCGUUUUGCAGAUUGGAACGCUAAUGACAUUGAAGUGCUCAAUAAGUACUUAUUCAUUACGUCGAAACCUGCCAUUUACUUGGUCAACCUGGCUGAGAAAGACUACAUAAAAAAGAAGAACAAAUGGCUGAUCAAGAUCAAGGAGUGGGUGGACAAGAACGACCCGGGAUCCACGAUCAUCCCCUUCUCAGGGGCGUUCGAGAACAAGCUGGUGGACAUGGACGAGGGCGAGAGGCGGCGCUACGUGGAGGAGGUCAAGGCCACGAGCGCCCUCGACAAGAUAAUCGUGCACGGCUACAAGGCAUUGCAGCUGCAGUACUUCUUCACGUGCGGCCCGGACGAGGUGAAGGCGUGGACGAUCCAGAAAGGCACUAAAGCCCCGCAAGCCGCUGGUAGAAUACACACAGAUUUUGAGAAAGGUUUCAUCAUGGCAGAAGUAAUGAAAUAUUCCGAUUUCAAAGAAGAAGGCUCGGAAGCUGCAUGCAAAGCCGCCGGCAAGUACAGGCAACAAGGGCGCAACUACGUGGUCGAGGACGGCGACAUCAUUUUCUUCAAGUUCAACGCCGGUGCGGGCUUGAAAGACGCGAAGAAGAAAUGAUGCGAGGGCCUGCUGUUGGCGUUGCUUGUCCACUUGUACCUGAACCUCAUCCUGUUCACGUACUGCGUCGACCGUUGAGGUCGGGUGUUCGAAUGUCCUCCCUCCCUCCCUCCCUCCCUCCCUCCCUCCCACCAUCCCUCCAUCCCUCCGCCCCUCCACCUCGGUUGUCAGGUCAUCCCGUUCUUUCGAAUGUAAUCCCAGAGUCACCACUGUCCUUUUCAAGUUUUUUUUUUUUUCUUGUUUAAGCGGUUAAAAACUUUUUAAUUCGUCUCAACCACUUUGCUUUUAUUUUCGGAUUCAACAACAUGCAGUUGUUUUAUUUUCAGUUGUUUUGAUUCAUUAUACUUAAUUGUGGGAAGAUAAGAAUUAUGUAUUUCCGUUACAUAUGAAUAAUAUGUCCCACUAAAUAUUUGCCUUGUGUGUGCUGUUUGAUAUUUGCUGUUUGUUGAUUCCCUUAAAAUGCAGCAUUACACUUUUAGAAUAUUGUUGUCACGUUAUGUGUAUCAUUUUUUUUUUCCUUUUCAAUUUUAUGUUGUAAAACUUCUGAAUUUUGGAAAAAUUUCUCACCAUUGUUAUUUUAUUUUCUCGCCAUAUUUUUGAACAGGGAAAUUGUAAAAAAGGACAAUAAAACACCUUGGCCAAUAUAA
Bacillus rossius redtenbacheri is the source of this 1963-nucleotide messenger RNA. RefSeq names its product obg-like ATPase 1. The record is from RefSeq and is a predicted model, not a curated record. Gene Ontology annotation, molecular function: ATP hydrolysis activity; GTP binding; ATP binding. Lineage: Eukaryota; Metazoa; Arthropoda; Insecta; Phasmatodea; Bacillidae. The transcript has 11 exons. The coding region runs from base 123 to 1316 and encodes 397 amino acids. Gene Ontology annotation, cellular component: cytoplasm.